Molecule: messenger RNA, 972 nt
Organism: Mytilus trossulus (common blue mussel)
Lineage: Eukaryota; Metazoa; Mollusca; Bivalvia; Mytilida; Mytilidae
Product: D(3) dopamine receptor-like
Exons: 1
Coding region: 25-972 (315 amino acids)
Biological process (GO): G protein-coupled receptor signaling pathway
Cellular component (GO): plasma membrane
Molecular function (GO): G protein-coupled receptor activity
Source: RefSeq, a predicted model, not a curated record
ACAACCGAAAUAUCUAAACCAAUAAUGCACUGGCGUUUGGAAUAUAUUCAUCUGGGACUAAUAUUUCUAUUUAUUGAACUUAUAAUAUUCCUUCCUAUAAUUUUCGGAAACACUCUUAUUUUGAUAAGUAUAUUCAAAUUCAAGAGACUAAGAACAAGGAUUAACAUGUUAAUUGCCAAUUUAGCCACCUCAGACUUGUUGAUUGGAACCGUGAUGAUACCAUAUGAUUUAUUUUUCAUUUUCAAUGCUCCAUUGAGACAUGAUAAAUAUACCUGCUUGUUGCGAUUCACAUUUGAAACAUCGUUUCUUGGCUCUUCGGUCCUUAAUCUCCUCGUGAUUUCUAUUGAACGAUACCUUGCAAUAAUGUAUCCUUUACAACAUGCCAGUCGUGCUACAAAGAGAUGGUUGAUUUCUUUGAUGGCAUCAUCUUGGAUAAUUUCUAUUUUUGUUGCUUGUCUUCCUCUAUUGGGCUGGAAUUCAUGGCAUCCGGGCAUACCUUGUGACUCCACUUACAUAAACCCGAAGAGCUAUAAAGGGCUUAUUUUCUUAUUUUUCAUCGGCUCGAUCAUUGCUAAUUUUGUUAUGUAUGUGAAAGUUGUUAAAAUUGCAUUUGCACAGAUCAAUGCAAUACAAUCAGAAAAAUCCGCCAUGACAGAAGACACAUUUCGUCACGUGCGCGUAAAGAAAAACAAUAUUAAGAAAACAAAAAUGAUGAUAUUAGUACUUGGAGUUUUUGCAGUUUGCUGGGGGCCGUAUUGUGUCACAUUAGUCUUUGAAACUCUCUUCCUUGAACCAAGUGAUAAUCUUGAAAUGGCGAAGAAAUGUCUGGCAUGCUUUGGAUUAAUUAACAGUGGACUUAACUGGAUUAUAUUUGGAGUGAAAAAUUCGUCUUUCCGUAAAGCAUUUAAGUACAUUCUUUGUUGUGGAUCAGGACAAAGAGAUACUCUAGUGAUUUCGAGCACUGCCAAGUAA